AUGGCGGACUCGGAUCCAGAUGGGCAGAAUUGCACGGAGAAUUCCCACAAGCCGGCCAAGGGCGGCGCGGAGCCCGAGAAGAGAUCGCCCAACAAGGGCAAGGAGAAGAAUUCGAAGACCGGCAAGGAGAACGUGACGCGGGUGGUCGUCGUGGCGUUGACUCCGGAAAGGCGGAGGGAAACGUGGAACAAAAAAGUCGAAUUUCUUCUCGCUGUUAUCGGAUUCGCUGUGGAUUUGGGAAACGUCUGGAGAUUUCCGUACAUAUGCUAUCAGAAUGGUGGCGGUGCUUUUUUAAUACCAUAUACGAUAAUGUUGAUUUUUGGGGGGCUGCCUCUGUUUUAUAUGGAAUUGGCGUUGGGUCAGUUCCACAGGAGCGGCUGCUUGACCAUUUGGAAAAGGAUAUGCCCAGCUUUGAAAGGCGUGGGUUAUGCUAUAUGUCUCAUAGACAUUUACAUGGGGAUGUAUUACAACACGAUCAUCGGCUGGGCUCUGUACUACCUCAUAACUUCCUUCCAAUCGGAGCUACCUUGGACGACGUGCAAGAACGAAUGGAACACGAUUAAUUGCAAGCCGGUGACUGAGCUGCUUCCUAACAUUACUGCUUCCAGUCCGGCCAGGGAAUUCUUCGAACGAGAGGUUUUGGAACAAUACAAAUCCGACGGCCUGAAUCGAAUGGGUCCUAUCAAACCAGCGUUGGCCUUGUGUGUUUUCGCCGUUUUUAUACUGGUGUAUUUUUCCCUUUGGAAAGGAGUAAGAAGUACCGGCAAGGCUGUGUGGAUUACUGCCUUGGCUCCUUACGUGGUUCUGAUAAUUCUGCUAGCAAGAGGAGUAUCACUUCCCGGAGCAGCCGAAGGAAUCCGAUACUACCUCACGCCCGAAUGGCACAAAUUAUACAACUCAAAGGUGUGGAUCGACGCUGCAUCUCAGAUAUUCUUCUCGCUGGGUCCGGGCUUCGGGACCCUACUGGCGUUGUCCAGUUACAACAAAUUCAACAACAAUUGCUACAGGGACGCCAUUUUAACCAGCAGCAUCAACUGCUUGACUAGUUUCUUGGCGGGCUUCGUUAUAUUCUCAGUUUUGGGGUACAUGGCUCACGUGCAGCACAAGAGCAUCGAGCAAGUCGGACUGGAAGGGCCUGGACUGGUGUUCAUUGUAUAUCCCGAAGCAAUAGCCACGAUGAGCGGCUCGGUUUUCUGGUCGAUAAUCUUUUUUCUGAUGCUCAUCACGCUGGGUCUGGACAGCACGUUCGGGGGCUUGGAAGCCAUGAUUACCGCCCUGUGCGAUGAGUACCCCAAAGUGUUGGGAAGACAUCGAGAAACGUUCGUAGCAGUGCUUCUGUUGGGUAUAUACAUUUGUGCCUUGCCAACGACCACAUACGGUGGUGUUUACUUGGUGAACAUGUUGAACGUUUACGGUCCAGGUUUGGCGAUUUUGUUCGUCGUGUUCGUAGAAGCGGCCGGAGUUUGCUGGAUAUACGGAACGGAUAAUUUCGCAAGAGACAUCGAAAAGAUGAUCGGCCAUAAGCCCGGUUUGUUUUGGAGGAUCUGCUGGAAGUACAUAAGCCCUGUUUUUAUAUUGAUUAUCUUCAUAUUUUCGAUGGCGAGUCACGCGGAUAUGCUUGGCACGGAGUACCAUUAUCCCGAUUGGAGUUUGAACGUUGGAUAUGCACUAACUGCAUCGUCUAUUAUGUGCAUACCGAUAUACAUUUUGUACAAAUUUGCUAUCACUCCGGGAGUUUUUUCGCAGAGGUGGAAAAUGAUUUGGCAGGCGGAGCAUUCGUCCGAAAAUAGUACCCUAACUUACUGUGGAGGUACAGAAGUGUGA
Phyllotreta striolata is the source of this 1824-nucleotide messenger RNA. Lineage: Eukaryota; Metazoa; Arthropoda; Insecta; Coleoptera; Chrysomelidae. The record is from the annotation of a GenBank genome assembly.